CGUGAAGGGUCUCAUAUGUUUUACUGGCUGUUUUACACCACGGCCAGUGUGACAAAUUACACGGAGAGGCCUCUUUUAGUAUGGUUACAAGGCGGCCCUGGACGAUCAUCUACUGGAGAAGGGAAUUUCGAUGUAAUCGGACCACUUGACCUAUCACUGCAAAAGAGAGACUACACCUGGGUAAAUAAUUUCAAUGUAUUAUUUGUGGACAGUCCAGUAGGCACUGGCUUCAGUUAUGUUGAAGAUUUAAAAUAUUUAACAGAAACUAACGACGAAAUAGCUUUAGACUUCGUGGAGCUGAUGAAAGGAUUUUAUCGGAGUAACCCAGAAUUUGAAAGAGUCCCGCUUUACAUAUUCGGACAGUCGUAUGGGGGGAAAAUGGCCAUCGACAUAGGUAUUAGGAUGAGUGAGGCUGAAAGAGCGGGUACAAUCAAAUCAAAUCUGCUUGGAGUCGCUAUGGGAAAUGCUUUGAUACAUCCAGUAGACGCCAUCCUUAGCUGGGGCCCGAUGCUUCUAGCAGCCGGCCUUGUAGACCAAGAAGGAUACGAACACAUACAGGAAUCAGCUAGAGAAGCUGAAAGGUUGUUUAAUGCAGGAUUUUACGUGAACUCUACGAUGCAGUGGUCACAAACUCAACAGGCUGUGUUUAGAAGAACAACCAGGGUUGAUUUUUACAAUAUCUUCAAUAAAAUUGAAGUCUUCUCACCUUAUAGUUUAAGUGCUUAUGAAAUUGCAAGGGACACGAUGAUCCGAGACAUGCCCUACACAUCAACAAGACAACAGUUAAACCUUACUACUCUUAUGAACACCAAAGUUAAAGAAGCUCUACGAAUUCCGGAAAAGGUGGUUUGGGAAUCUCAAAGAAGCGAUGUAUAUGACAAACUUCGGGCUGACUUUAUGAAGCCUGUUACCGAAAGAAUUGAGAAACUUUUGAACGAAACUAAUAUAAUCGUAAUGAAGUGCAACGGCAAUCUUGACAUCAUAUGCAAUACUCCUGGACAACUUGCCUGGGUAGAUCGUCUUAAGUGGUCUGGCGCGGAAGAAUACAGAAACACGGAACGUCGACCCAUCUGGGAAAACAACCGACUCGAAGGAUACUACAAGUCUUUUAGAAACUUUAGGUUCUUCUGGAUCAAUGCAGCUGGACAUGUUGUAGCGAGUGACAAUCCCGCGGGAGCCAACGCCUUCCUACGUGAUAUGACUUCAUUUGGAUAA
Pararge aegeria (speckled wood butterfly) is the source of this 1215-nucleotide messenger RNA. Its product is annotated as retinoid-inducible serine carboxypeptidase-like. The coding region runs from base 16 to 1215 and encodes 399 amino acids. Gene Ontology annotation, molecular function: serine-type carboxypeptidase activity. Gene Ontology annotation, biological process: proteolysis. The record is from RefSeq and is a predicted model, not a curated record. The transcript has 8 exons. NCBI's taxonomy places the organism in Eukaryota, Metazoa, Arthropoda, Insecta, Lepidoptera, Nymphalidae.